Manihot esculenta (cassava) is the source of this 1778-nucleotide messenger RNA. Its product is annotated as endoglucanase 8. The record is from RefSeq and is a predicted model, not a curated record. Gene Ontology annotation, molecular function: hydrolase activity, hydrolyzing O-glycosyl compounds. NCBI's taxonomy places the organism in Eukaryota, Viridiplantae, Streptophyta, Magnoliopsida, Malpighiales, Euphorbiaceae. The coding region runs from base 66 to 1589 and encodes 507 amino acids. Gene Ontology annotation, biological process: carbohydrate metabolic process. The transcript is spliced from 6 exons.
UUGACGUUGAGAAUAGAAGAAGUAGUAGUAGUAGUAGUACAGAAUUGAGAGAAUAAAUAGAAGAGAUGGUGAGCAAAGUAGCGUUGUUAGGAUUGGCGGCGGCGAUGAGUGUCCUGAUGAAAGUGUCCUCCCAAAACUAUGGAGAUGCAUUGACCAAAAGCAUUCUCUUCUUUGAAGGGCAGAGGUCAGGGAAGAUACCUUCCACCCAAAGGGUUACUUGGAGGAAGGAUUCUGCUCUUCUCGAUGGCUCUUCUAUUGGCAUGGAUUUGGUUGGAGGUUACUAUGAUGCUGGAGACAACAUCAAGUUCAAUUUUCCAAUGGCAUUCACAACGACCAUGCUUGCUUGGAGCGUACUAGAAUUUGGUCCCCUCAUGGGCUCAGACUUGGAACAUGCUUUAGAGGCCAUUCAAUGGAGUACAGACUACUUGCUUAAGUCCACUAGCGUCCCUGGCACAGUGGUUGCUCAGGUAGGGGAACCCAUCAGCGACCAUAAUUGCUGGGAGAGACCUGAAGAUAUGGACACUCCUAGAACCACUUACGUUGUUAAUCAAACCCACCCCGGUUCUGAACUUUCUGCUGAGAUUGCUGCUGCACUUGCUGUCUCUUCCUUGGUGUUCAAGACUACCCAGGCCAAUUAUUCUAAUAUCCUUCUCGAAAGAGCAUCCUCGGUCUUCGAUUUCGCCGAUAAUUUUCAAGGAUCUUACGAUGGCAGUGUUGGGCAGGGGGUGUGUCCAUAUUACUGCGAUUACAAUGGUUACCAGGAUGAGUUGUUGUGGGGAGCAGCAUGGCUGUACAAGGCAACUAACGAUGGAAAAUAUUGGGAUUAUAUUCUAAAGAACGCUAGCAACUCAGCAUCCCCAUUUGUAUACAGACGAGCAAGUGUGGAUUCCAUCGGCAAUAACUUGUCGGAGUUUGGAUGGGACUCGAAAGAAGCUGGCAUUAACAUACUUGUUUCCGGGGUAAUUAAUAACAAUCAAUCAGUAAACACUCCCAACGAAAAACCCUUCACUGUUAAUGGGGACAAUUUUGUGUGUUCUAUAUUGCCAGAAUCGCCAACCAAAUCCGUCACAUUCUCUCCAGGUGGGCUCCUAUUUAAAUCUGGAGGAACCAACUUGCAACAUGCAACCUCUCUAUCCUUUCUUCUGAUAGCUUACGCUCGCUAUUUGGAGAAAGCUAAAAGAGGGGUUUCUUGUGGCAACGUGGCCGUUACUCCUGCCAGGAUUAUUAACUUCGCCAAAGGCCAGGUGGAUUAUAUACUAGGAAAAAAUCCAUUAGGAAUGUCGUACAUGGUGGGAUUCGGCGAAAAGUACCCUCAAAGAAUUCACCACCGUGGCUCUUCCAUACCCUCCGUCGAUAAGCACCCUGGGCAUAUUGCAUGUCAUGAGGGAACGUCGUACUUCGAGAGCAAGGAUCCAAAUCCAAACUUGCAUGUAGGGGCUGUUGUUGGAGGACCUGAUAGUAAUGACCAAUUCUCUGAUGAUCGAACUAAUGCUGCUCAAUUAGAACCUACCACAUACAUCAAUGCACCCCUUGUUGGAGUCUUAGCUUACUUCAAAUCACUUCAAUCCCGAUCAGAAAUUACCCAUUGAUUAUUUUAGCUUCUUUUUCGUUUCCCACCAAAAUUAGGAAAAAUAAUUGCACAAUCCAGUGCAUCAUGUGAUCAAUAUCAUUAGCAUAAUAUGUUUGAUACACUGAAUCAAUGAAAUAACAGCAUGUCAUUUCUUAUCAACGCCAUCUCACGUAAACGCUGACCUGUUCAUCCCAACUUACACCAAGCA